Sciurus carolinensis (gray squirrel) is the source of this 954-nucleotide messenger RNA. RefSeq names its product C1GALT1-specific chaperone 1-like. The transcript has a single exon. Gene Ontology annotation, molecular function: N-acetylgalactosaminide beta-1,3-galactosyltransferase activity. The record is from RefSeq and is a predicted model, not a curated record. Bases 1 to 954 code for a protein of 317 amino acids. NCBI's taxonomy places the organism in Eukaryota, Metazoa, Chordata, Mammalia, Rodentia, Sciuridae.
AUGCUUUCUGAAAGCAGUUCAUUUUUGAAGGGUGUGAUUCUCGGAAGCAUUUUCUGUGCUUUGAUCACGAUGCUAGGCCGCAUUAGAAUUGGUCAUCAAAAUACAAUGCACCAUGAGCAUCAUCACCUACAAGCUCCUAACAAAGAAGAUAUCUUGAAAAUUUCAGGGGAUGAACGCCUGGAGCUCAGUAAAGGUUUUCAGAUAUAUUGUAUCAUCCUUGUAAAGCCCAAAGAUGUGAGUCUUUGGGCUUCAGUGAAGGAGACUUGGACCAAACACUGUGACAAAGCAGAGUUCUUCAGUUCUGAAAAUUUUGAAGAAUUUGAGUCUAUUAGUAUGGAAACAAGUGACAUGUGGUUAAUGAUGAGAAAAGCUUACAAAUAUGCCUUUGAUAAGUAUAGCGACCAAUACAACUGGUUCUUCCUUGUACGUCCUACUACAUUUGCUAUUGUUGAAAACCUAAAGUAUUUUUUGUUAAAAAAGGAUCCAUCACAACCUUUCUAUCUAGGUCAUACUAUAAAAUCUGGAGAUUUUGAAUAUGUGAGUGUGAGAGGAGGAAUUGUUUUAAGUAUAGAAUCAAUGAAAAGACUUAACAGCCUUCUCAAUAUCCCUGAAAAGUGUCCUGAACAGGGAGGAAUGAUUUGGAAGAUAUCUGAAGAUAAGCAGCUAGCAGUUUGCCUGAAAUAUGCUGGAGUGUUUGCAGAAAACGCAGAAGAUACAGAUGGGAAAGAUGUAUUUAAUACCAAAUCUGUUAGGCUUUUUAUUAAAGAAGCAAUGAAUAAUCACUCUAACCAGGUAGUAGGAAGAUGUUGUUCAGAUAUGGCUGUUACUUUUAAUGGACUAACUCCUAAUCAGAUGCAUGUGAUGAUGUAUGGGGUAUAUCGUCUUAGGGCAUUUGGACAUCUUUUCAAUGAUACAUUGAUUUUCUUGCCUCCAGAUGGGUCUGACAAUGACUGA